CGAAAUAGAAAAGAAAAAAUGGUUGUAGUUUGAAGAACCGACCUAGCCGUGCGCCUGAGAUGGGUGCGAGCUCUGAAGAUAGUCCAUAUGUUAUGGACUGAUUCCAUUGUUUGAUAUUGCUACCCACCCAUGGAGGAUAGGGGUCCCUUAAAUUCUAAGGGUAGAAGACGCACAAUAUCACCUUCAAAGUCAAACCACCCCCACUAGGUUAGUCCCACAACCUCAAACCAUUUUAAUGCCCCGCUCGGUUACAAGCUCAUGCUACUGAGACCGGCGAUCAGAUGAGUUUAUGCAUUCUAUUAUAGACUAAUCACUAUUCUUAAUACUAGUCGAUGUGGGAUUUCGUUGAUUUCUUAUGUUUUUCUUCUCGUCCCUUGUUUAGUUCAAUUUUAGUUUAAACUUUUUCUGUCCCGCUUUCUACGCCCUCGUCUCUCCUGAGCUAAUUAAUGGGCGGACCGAGAUGGAAAGGAAGGGGAUCGAAAGCGAAAGCGCUAGCCGAACCAAUGUCGAACACAGUUUCAGAGCUUUGUUCUUCUCUUAUUCAGUGUGAUGCUCGUGGGCUACUCUCAGGCUCCAGUGUGCUUCUUGCAGUUGAAUCAGAACAGACCAAGCUUCUUACUCGUGCUUGCUUCGGACGCCCCGUGAUUACAGCUGAUAAGGAUAAGCAAUGGUUUCAGUUGGGUUUAGAGGAAGCGUUUUACUUAUGUUUUAAUCUAAAAUGCAUCAAGAUUGUCGGGGAUAAUAACUGCCAUAAAAACGAUCGAGCGCUAUGGCAGUAUAUGAUAUCCCACAAGGAAAAUUUCCCAGAUUUUUACAAGGCGUAUGCUCAUCUUCGGAUGAAAAAUUGGGUCGUGAGGCCAGGCUCACAAUAUGGUGUAGAUUUUGUUGCAUAUCGUCAUCAUCCGUCGUUGGUUCAUUCCGAAUAUGCUGUGCUUGUUUUGUCGGAAGAUGAUGCGAAUGCAAAUGGGAGGUUACGAGUAUGGUCUGAUUUUUAUUGCACCAUCCGGCUUUGUGGAAGUGUUGCCAAAACAUUGUUAGUUCUUAGCGUCGAUAAAAAUGGUCAUGGUGCUAUCUCUCCGUCAUGCCUGGAAAGUUACUCUGUUGAAGAGCGCACAGUUACGAGAUGGAGUUUAGAGCAAAAUCGGGAGGAUCAACCAAUGAAUGAAAAGAGGGAGCAAGUAAGUUUGUAACUUACUUACGUGAGAUUACUUGAUCUGUUGAUUGAUAUUUGGCAAGUAUUCAUAAUUUAAUUGUCUGAUCUAUGAAGUUCAAUUUACCAGCUUUGCCAAAACAUUUCGAAAACGAGAAAAUACAGUUUCCUCAAGGUUUCCAUGCUUCAUAGAGGCCGCCAUUCUCUAA
Messenger RNA from Mercurialis annua (annual mercury), 1359 nucleotides. Its product is annotated as tRNA-splicing endonuclease subunit Sen2-1-like. NCBI's taxonomy places the organism in Eukaryota, Viridiplantae, Streptophyta, Magnoliopsida, Malpighiales, Euphorbiaceae. Gene Ontology annotation, molecular function: nucleic acid binding; tRNA-intron lyase activity. The record is from RefSeq and is a predicted model, not a curated record. Gene Ontology annotation, cellular component: tRNA-intron endonuclease complex. The transcript is spliced from 2 exons. The coding region runs from base 447 to 1190 and encodes 247 amino acids. Gene Ontology annotation, biological process: tRNA-type intron splice site recognition and cleavage; tRNA splicing, via endonucleolytic cleavage and ligation.